AUGUGCGUCGCGUUUAGGUCACUGUGCGAGGAGUUGGCUCGUCUGCAGGUGCGCAUGCUUCGCCGCGACGGGAAUCCCGCGCAGCUCGUGGUGGAAGCGACACAAAUGAUUCGAAGCCGUCGCCAUGACAUCGAAAUAGAGCAGCAAAACCUGCCGUAUGUUCCCGUUUUUCUCAGAAGUUGUGCCACGUUGCUUGCGCGUGCCGACGCGGACUCUGUGCACGAGGCUCUGGAAGCCGUGGGCCAGCUUGCUGAGGCCUACGUCGAGGGCAACCACGGCGACGUGAAUGAGUCUGCCUCUGUGCUCCAGUCAUUGGUCUCUUUCGCCCGUCAACCAGCGAGUGACGAGAAGCUGCAUAACAACGCUGGAAUUUCAUCACCGGCAUUAUUAUCAUCACCAUCGCUAUCGUCGUUGAAAUCUUUACUGGUCCCUUCCCUAGAAAAUACCUUGCAGAAGUGGAAGCUGCAGCAAAUACGCCCGCACACCUCAACGCUCCUGGCGCUGCUUCGGGGGACAGACGCCGUCUAUGGCGAGGGGUUUCGCUUUACGCCGGUGAGUGCCGAUAUGAUUGGAUUAUUGCCCAUCAAAAGCAAGAUACAAAUGGAGGCCAAACUACAGAAAUGCCCAUCUGCUAGACAUAUCCUAAAGUCAUUGUGUGCGAUGCAGCUGUCGAGACUAGAUGCCGGGAUCUGUUUGAGUUGCCUUGCGGAGAUAGGGAUGUACGACGCUGAGUUGUGCAACGUUUGCUGUGAGGUGCUCUUUUCCACCCACGCUCUUGUGACCUGUCAGCAGUUCGCGGAAGUCAUCUAUAGCUUGGGUGUCCUGCAACACCGACAUAUUCAUCAGAAGUUUUUUGCCAGUCUGAUGGACUUCAAGAAGUGUAACGCCACGGCGUUACGGAAGCAUGCAAUGGGUCUUGCCAUGCUUCGGCAGCCGCCACCUAGUGAGCGUGCCCUCAUGGACGGUGUCUUUCUGCACGCAUUACGUCCUACCGAUCCGUUAGAGUACGGCUCCUCGCCAGAGGCGGAAUUGCCUUCAGCGUGGUUUGUAUCUGUUGGCCAUGCAUUGUCGUGUCUGGGGAUUGUGCACUACAAGUACCGGCUCAUGCUGGCGCGGACGCUGCGAAGAGACAUUCUGCGGCUAACCACGCGGCAGCGUUGUCAACUGAUGUACGCUUUGGGAGGGGUGUCAAUAGAGUCUGUGCCGGAGGAGCUCCGGCAGUCGUGGAAAAAGAAAGUGGAGCGAACAGUGGCGGUGAUAACGGAGCGUUUGCGCUACGACGUUAGCCCCGCAGACGGACCGUUUGUGAUGAAUGCGCUUCUCUAUGCCGGCGUCCGUGAGCACCCUAUGAUUCCGCAGCAGCCUGACCUUGUUUCGGGAGAAAAUCCGGUGGAGGUGCUCCUUCGCACCUGGUCCACCUGCCCCAAGGAGCGUGUGCUUCAUCUGACGGAACAGAUACGGCCGCGCCACUUGGGCGAUGAACCGACGGCGACGCUGUCUAACUUGUUUACGGUUAUUGCAAAUAACUGCAGUGCUUCGCAAUUUGAUUCCUAUCGCUUCGGUCCGUUAUGUGACGCGGUUCGUAGUCACGGUGGCGACAUGAGUAUAGAGGAAGUCUUGGGCACCAUAGCCGCCAUCCAGCGCAUUGGGAUUGGAGGACGUUAUCGCGAGACGUUAGUGGUGUUGCUGGAGAAUUUAUGGCGGCAGCGGCAUUCUAUGACGUCUGAGCAGCAAUCGCGGUGCUGCCGCCUUUUGGAACGCUUGGGCCACUUGGACACCGCGGUGGAGUUGCUUGAGUACAUGACUGCACUGUAG
This is a messenger RNA of Trypanosoma conorhini, 1815 nucleotides long. RefSeq lists its product as uncharacterized. The record is from RefSeq and is a predicted model, not a curated record. NCBI's taxonomy places the organism in Eukaryota, Euglenozoa, Kinetoplastea, Trypanosomatida, Trypanosomatidae. The coding region runs from base 1 to 1815 and encodes 604 amino acids. The transcript has a single exon.